Vicia villosa (hairy vetch) is the source of this 1429-nucleotide messenger RNA. RefSeq names its product IAA-amino acid hydrolase ILR1-like 4. Gene Ontology annotation, molecular function: IAA-Ala conjugate hydrolase activity. The transcript has 4 exons. The record is from RefSeq and is a predicted model, not a curated record. Gene Ontology annotation, cellular component: endoplasmic reticulum. Lineage: Eukaryota; Viridiplantae; Streptophyta; Magnoliopsida; Fabales; Fabaceae. Gene Ontology annotation, biological process: auxin metabolic process. Bases 141 to 1406 code for a protein of 421 amino acids.
GAUCAGUGUAUACCAGAAAGACAUAAUAUCUGAGCCAUAAGAAAUUGGAACUGUCAACUACCUAAUCAUCAUACAUAAACCAAGCUUUUUUUUUUAUCAACACAUAAUCUUUCACACUACCACACACACCAAAACAAACCAUGUCUUCUUUCUUCAAAUUCAAAUUUAACAACUUUCUAGAGAUUGCCAAGAGUCCUGAGGUUUUUGAUUGGAUGGUCAGUAUCAGAAGGAAGAUUCAUGAGAAUCCUGAAUUGAGUUUUGAAGAAUUUGAGACAAGUGAAUUGAUAAGAUCAGAAUUGGAUAAAAUGGGUAUACCUUAUAAACAUCCGGUUGCAAUCACUGGUGUCAUUGGUUCCAUAGGAACUGGUUUGCCUCCUUUUGUUGCUUUAAGAGCUGAUAUGGAUGCUCUUCCCAUUCAGGAAAUGGUGGAGUGGGAGCAUAAGAGUAAAGUGGCUGGAAAAAUGCAUGCUUGUGGUCAUGAUGCUCAUGUUACCAUGCUACUCGGUGCUGCAAAGAUUCUUAAAAAGCAUGAAAAAGAGAUACAAGGAACUGUUGUUCUUGUUUUCCAACCAGCAGAGGAAGGAAGUGGAGGAGCAAAGAAAAUUCUUGAAUCUGGAGUAUUAGAAAAUGUUACUGCUAUCUUUGGACUGCACGUUGCUCCUGACUUACCAAUAGGGGAAGUGGCCUCUAAGUCUGGUCCAAUAUUGGCAGGAAGUGGCAGAUUUGAAGCAAAAAUAAGUGGAAAAGGAGGUCAUGCUGCUAGUCCUCACGAGGCUAUAGAUCCCAUAUUGGCAGCUUCUAGCGUGAUCAUUAGCCUACAGUACCUUGUUUCUCGUGAAGCUGAUCCUUUAGACUCACAGGUUGUGACAGUUGCAAAGUUCCAAGGAGGUAGUGCAUUCAAUGUCAUUCCAGAUUAUGUUACAAUUGGUGGCACCUACCGAGCUUUUUCUAAUCAAAGCUUCAUCCAUCUGAGACAGCGGAUUGAACAGAUUAUUGUCGGACAAGCUGCUGUGCAUAGAUGCAAUGCAACUGUGGAUUUUCUUGAUGAAGAGAAACCUAGCUAUCCUCCAACCGUAAACGAUAGUACCUUGCAUGAGCAUUUUGUGAAUGUUGCAGUGAAUAUGCUUGGUAUCGAUAAAGUUGAUAGUGCCAUGACACCAGCCAUGGCAGCUGAAGAUUUUGCAUUCUAUCAAGAGGUCAUUCCUGGUUACUUCUUCAUGCUUGGAAUGCAAAAUGCCCCACCUAACCCGUCUGAGUCAUCUUUACAUUCAGCUUAUCUGAAAAUCAAUGAAGAUGGAUUUCCUUAUGGAGCUGCACUUCAUGCAUCAUUAGCUUUUAGUUAUCUUCUAAAACAUCGGCAAAAUAUGCCUCGUGCUGCCGACGUUAAAUAUCUUGAUGAAAUAUAAAUGUUAGAUUUGUUCUCCUCAAA